GCGACAAACAAACUCGCAUUGCUGAACAAGAUUUCAUGUGCAAUUUUCGGGAAUGUGUAUAACCCGCAGAACAUCCAACGGCGACUCAUCGGACCUACUAUCAAUUCAUACUAUCCAAACGUGAAGCAGAUCAAGUUGCGCGAGAUCACGAGGAUGAAGACACGCCUCGAAGAUCUUGCAGAGCGCAAGAAGCGUGGUCAAGGUCGUCGCUCCACUCUCAAGAAAAAAUAAUUUGAGCGAUAGUUGCAUAAACAAACACAUUAUAUCAACAUUGUUAAAUCAGCACUUCCGAGAACUAUGCCCAUGUAAAUUAUUAAAAAUCAUCUCUUCCAAUUCUGUUC
This is a messenger RNA of Lobosporangium transversale, 341 nucleotides long. RefSeq lists its product as hypothetical. Lineage: Eukaryota; Fungi; Mortierellomycota; Mortierellomycetes; Mortierellales; Mortierellaceae. The record is from RefSeq and is a predicted model, not a curated record. The annotation marks the transcript as partial. The transcript is spliced from 4 exons.